Messenger RNA from Chilo suppressalis (striped riceborer), 5860 nucleotides. Lineage: Eukaryota; Metazoa; Arthropoda; Insecta; Lepidoptera; Crambidae. The record is from the annotation of a GenBank genome assembly.
AUGGACAUCCGAGUUUCGAGUAGAAAUGGUUCAAGUAAAUGUGAUGUAGUUUACGGCGGGGUCGGAGGCCCGGGGCUCUGCCCUCCGAGAGGCCCUGACCUCCCGCCUUUGGAGCUCGGCUUCCGCGGCAGUUGGCGGGAAGACGAGCUGCUGCCGUCCACUCCCGCGAGCCAGGCUGCGUCGACGCAGAGCGGCUCCUCAGCCACAGACAAGGGCCAGAAUGUCGAGUGCGUGGUCUGUGGGGACAAGUCCUCCGGCAAACACUACGGCCAGUUCACUUGUGAGGGAUGCAAAUCAUUUUUCAAGAGGUCCGUGAGAAGAAAUCUGACUUACUCUUGCCGGGGAAAUAGGAACUGCCCCAUUGACCAGCACCAUAGAAACCAGUGCCAGUACUGUCGACUCAGAAAAUGUCUCAAAAUGGGCAUGAGGAGAGAAGCUGUACAGAGAGGUCGUGUGCCACCAACGCAGCCUGCAGGGUUAGCUCUCCCCGGGCAGUUCGCCCUGGCGAAUGGCGACCCCGCGGCCGGCCUCAACAGCCAUCCCUACCUCUCCUCCUACAUCUCGCUACUACUUCGCGCAGAACCCUACCCCACCUCACGCUACGGCCAGUGCGUCCAGCCCACCAACGUAAUGGGCAUAGACAACAUAUGCGAACUCGCCGCGCGGCUGCUCUUCUCCGCAGUCGAGUGGGCGAGAAACAUCCCCUUCUUCCCCGACCUUCAAGUCACGGACCAAGUGGCGUUACUCAGACUCGUCUGGUCCGAACUGUUUGUCCUGAACGCGUCGCAGUGCUCCAUGCCUCUCCACGUGGCCCCUUUACUGGCCGCUGCCGGUCUCCACGCCUCACCGAUGGCCGCAGACCGAGUGGUGGCCUUCAUGGACCACAUACGAAUCUUCCAAGAACAAGUGGAGAAGCUGAAAGCGCUGCACGUGGACUCCGCGGAGUAUUCCUGUCUGAAGGCCAUCGUCCUCUUCACGACAGGUAAAAUUUUGGACAGUCUUUUUGGGGAGGCGCGGUUGUUGCUUUACAGGGUGGCCGGCGCGGGUGCCACUGUUACGAAUUAUGGGGAGUUGUUGACGUUGGUGAAAACACAUUUGGAUGUAUACGCUGAAGCGACUCGAGCGCAACAGGCGCCCGCGCCGCCGCCUUCCGCCGCUUCUUCUGGGUAUUACUCCACUUUGGACACGUCACUCGGUAUUAAUUCCUCGUAUGGUUCGUUCCUAUCGACACCGCCCCGGUUGCCUUCCAACUACACUAGUAGUCCACGAAUGCCGGAGGCUAGCACGUCAUCCACUUUUAAACUAUGGGACGCUCACGCGAAGACAUACAAGUCUGAGCAGGGGGGUUGAUGCCAAGUGACGUAUUCUUCGGACUGAAUAAAGGGUGUCGGCUGAUGCUUGAUUUGGGGCAUUCCAACACGUGAAUUUUGAAUCGUUAGCCAAAGACUGCAGUUAGAUCGUUAUUUAUGUUAUGAGUAUAAUAACUCCCGCUCCUCGAGGAACGGUCGAACUCGGACGGCCGAAUGGGGAGUACGCGACUUAUUGUUCUCAAUUUUUUAGGGCCGCGAAUCGGUUGUGAUAUUUAAUAACAAAAUGUAAUAUAUCUUAAUGUAUUAUAUUAUAAUAGGAAUUGUAUAGUAUUAUCGAUUAAUUUAUUCGCAUCUGGUGCGUUAAAAUAUUUAAGUUAUUUAAUUAUUAUGUAAUUAUUAUUUAAAUAAUAGACAGCGUAAUUGAUAUAAAUUAUUUUCUUCGUUUUAUUUUGGAUUUCAAAAGUGUUCCUUUUUCUAUUCAAAAUAGGAUUAAAUGUCCUUUAGUUGUAGGCUAUUAUUAGUGAGACUUUAAUGUAAGUAAUGUUUUAUUCAGAUCCGGAUUCUAAUUAUAUGCACUUUCCUUUUAAUGCGGCAUUUAAUUCAUUCUACACAUCGAAAUACCGUUUUAGACACUCUUAGUUUUACGACAAGGCUUUUAUAAUGUAAUAAAUUUUCAAAUAAUUGAUAAAGUCGAUAGUCCAUAAAAUUUACAAAGGAUAUUAUGCAUUAAUAUUAUACUUCAUUCGUUAAAAGCCGUUUGAAUGAAAGAAAUUUCCUUAAUAGUAUUAAUUAUGUAUCGAUUUAUUAAAUCGUUAAAAUGAUUUUUAUUCCUACUCUACAAACGGAAAAUCGUCAUAAAAAAUAAGUAUGAUUUUAAGGUACCUAAGUAAUCAUCAUUUCAUCAUGGAAAUAGUUUAGUGUCGUCAUGCCCGAGAACUGUUGUUGUUAGUGAAAAUACUUCGUGGAUUUUAUUGCUCUAACAGUAUUAAAUGGUUUUUAUUUUACUGUAAGACACUAAAUUAUUAUUACAGUAUAUGACACUGUAUCGACAUGACAGUAGUGAUCUAAUGUUAUGUUAGAAUUUCUUCGAUGUCGUGGAGUUUCUUUCGCAAUUUAUAAAUCCCUGACCUGGUAAUAGGAAAGAUGAUAGACUAUAAAAGCUUAAACUUUACAUAUUAUAUAAGUAUAGGCGUAAAUUGUACGGGGUUCCAGAAAUGAAAAUAUCUCUUUCUAUAAUAUCAAAUGCAAGUUAAACUUCAUCACUUUUACGUUAGCUUAUUUAUGCCUUACUACAGGCGGUUUACCACUAGAUGGGGUUAUUGGAAUGCUAUUUAUACUAUUAAACGUUUACGCAAACGCGAUUGAGUAACUUGCAAACUCAUACUCGGGAGCGUUCCGAUUCUCGCACGGAAGAACGCGUCACAGACUCGAUAAUCUGACCACGGAGGCGACGGCUUCCGACAAGCCCGCGACAUUUCGCAUCGGCCACUAAGACUGCGAACAUGAGUUAUAAAAAACUAAAUACCUAUAUAUUAUAGUUAUAUUUUUUAAUAAGCAUUUAACUGCUAGAUUUUUAUAUCUAAACAAUUUUUUCUAGAAAAUUUUCAGAUAUUAACCAUUAUGCUACCGUGGCCCUGUGACUUUCGCCCGGAUAGCGUAGGGUGCGGGUUCGAGUCCCGUCAGCUACCUGGUCCGCAUUGAUUUUUUUAGUAAAAUUUUCAAUAGAUUUAUCCAUAGAAUAUGUUGAUAAUUUGCUAAUAAUCAUGUUUUGUUAAAGCGUCAUUCUAUCUCUAUUUGAAUUUCAGUUAGAUUAUGCGAAAGUCUUUUUUUAAUUACAUUAUCAAUAUAUUUAUUUAAUGGUAAAUUUACUUUAGUAGCCAUUCAAUAAGAUGAUGAUGUUUAAGUGAUAUUAGAUAGGUCUUAAAGAAAUCAAAAAUUCACUUAUAAUUUAAUUUAAAGUGCAUCAGUUAAAUUUUAUAAUACUUCAUUAUUGAAAAAUUAAACGUUAUUACGUACUUAAGCUUUAUUCUUUUCUAAAAUCUAAGAUAGUAAACAUAGUUUUUUGUUAAAUAUGAAUGUAGUGAGACAGUAGUUAAAUCAGAUCGCAGUUUAUGAAGCAGGAUGGUAGUUUAAAUGUAGUGGGUAUAAUAUAUUUUAUGGGACGUACAGUGCCGUAGUUUUAGUGGUCCCGAGGCUGUAUGGACGUCUGGCAGUAAACGUGAAUGCGUAAACUUGCCAGACUGAUUGAAACGCGUGUGUCACUUCACUAUGUGACACAUCGCUAUUUAGUCACGGAGGGAACAUUCGAAUUUACUGUUGAUUUUUUUUCUAGCCACCGAGAUUUCAGCAUUGACUGCCUAGGUAAAAUUAACAAUUAAAAAACAAUUGGGCAAUAAUUUUCUACAAUGAAAUCUCACCUUUUACAUGAGUUUACUCAAAAAUUAAUUCUUUAUGCCUAGUGACUUUCUUCUCUUCUAUAGUUUUUGUUUUCAGGCGUAUACUAAAUAAAGAAAACUAAAUUUAUUUUUAAACACCUAUAUGGAUUGUGGUCAUUCUUAUUUUUAAAUUAGAAAAAAUAAAUACAUAUUUCUAAUUCCAUGCUGACAUACUUAAUAUCUAAAAAUGCAUGAAAAGUACAGUUUGAACAUCAUUUUUCAAUUACCUUCCGUCAUUAAGGCGUUUACGAAACGUUAUUAUUAUUUUUUUAAAACUGAAAAGAAUCUAAUCCUCUCUCCACUAGAUCCAUUUUUUUCAGACAAAGCUAGAAUCACUGUACAUAUAUACCACAUAACAGAUACCGUCGUAACUCGCAUACUACAUAAAGCGGCUAACAAAAUAGUGUCACUGGAUACUAAACAGAAUAUAAAAGUAGUUACGGCACAUCCACUACAGACUCGGGCACUGUUUUAACUAGAACUCCCUUGUCUCCCCUCGUCAUAGAUGAGGCUUCAGCGGCCAGGGUAGUUGUGUGGCUAGUCGGGGCUCUUGGUAAAGUGGCCGCGAUCCGCCUGAAGGUACAAUGAAUAUGCAUUGGCAAUAAGCCUCAACUUUCUCUGGGACUGGCUCGCUUAUAAUAGUGUGGAUAAGUUUGCGUGCGCGGAUUAUCAUAGAUUGAUACGGUAACACGUUUAAAAGGGGUAGACGUAACGUGCUGCUGAGACUGUACAAAACUUUGCCUUUGCUUCGAAUAGAACUAAUGCUUCGUGUCCCUGUGUCUCUCGAAACAAAAUAAAAACAAUCUCUCUUUCAUUAUGCGAAUGGCUAGGGAGUGGAACUCCUUGCCGAGGUCUGUUUUCCCGGACCAAUAUAAUCUGGAUAUCUUCCAGGCCAGCAUGAACAGGCGUCAUAGAGGCAGGCGUGUACCAUCCUAGGCCUCAUUAUCGCUUUCCAUCAGGCAAGAUUGUGGUCAAACGCCUUGCCUUAUAAGCAUUAAAAAAAAAGUGCCACACUGCGGAUCAUGGCCUUCGCAGACAAGGGACUUUGUCUGCGUUAGAGUAAAAUGUCCCUGAAUUGUGAAAAUAAUUUCCGCUGAGGACCUUAACGGACUUAACGCACACGAUAUGCGAACAUUUGUCCCCGAAAAUUUAGGAAAGCUUACUUUUAUUCCCUCGUGUUAAUUGCUCCUUGCAAUUGAAAGCGGUCUACUUUGACAGACCAAAAAGUCCGCGGAUAAAAGCCCCUCGUCUGCGCAGGCUAUUAGACGUUGAUUUAUCGAUAUACAAUUUUUAGUUUUUUAAAUUUUUUUUUGAUGUGUAUUAUCAUAGCGGGUGUGAUAGCUCAACGACAAAUACUUGUAAGCUUGAGCAACGAGCUUUUAAUACGGACCGUAAUUUGUUUAACAUUUUUGCGAGCACUCUGUUACAGCAGGUCAAAGGUCAGGUUUCAUUACAAUAAUCAUAAAAUAUUUUUCAUUCUAAAAAAAUUAUAUUAUUUUUCACGUCCCACAGGCUUACCACGCUGUCACAAUUUUAAAUUCAGCUAAAUGUGGAAAAAUAUAAUUUAUUAAAUAAAUAAUUUGUAUGAAUUUUCCAAACUUAAAUUAAAUAAAUUGGUUAUGGACUAAAGUAGGGCCUUUGAUUCGAGGUUUUAUGAGCCAAUAGGCUGGAUAAAAGCGUCCCUCAUCUUCUUAGCCGAUUCUACUUAUCCUUAGCAGUUUCCUAUCAGUCUUUCAUCUAGUUUAGAAUCUGUUGAUGUCUCCCGCGACUUCGAGUCAAUUCACAUUUAUUUUGUUCAUCGUUGAAGAAUCAUACUUUAUAUGAUUCUUCAACGAUGGAGGUACCAUUAAUUAGUGAAAUAAAAACGCGAGCGGAAACCAUUUAUUUCUAAUUAAGUAAUAAAAUUUAGUUAUCAGAAUUUUAUUCAAAACAAUAUUUCUAGUAUCAUUAAUAUGACUAAACUUUAUUUAAAUUAGUAUUAGGUAAUUAUAUUUAAUUCAUAAAAUAAAGCUAAACAUUUUUUUGAAUUUACUCAAGAUUCGAAAGUAUUUAAAUACUGAUUGAUUACCGGUCAAUUUGCUUUCCAAAUUAUUUAUUGAAUACGCUUCAUUAUAA